Cyclospora cayetanensis is the source of this 2334-nucleotide messenger RNA. Its product is annotated as polyglutamine-repeat protein pqn-41-like. The transcript is spliced from 2 exons. The coding region runs from base 1 to 2334 and encodes 777 amino acids. Lineage: Eukaryota; Apicomplexa; Conoidasida; Eucoccidiorida; Eimeriidae. The record is from RefSeq and is a predicted model, not a curated record.
AUGGCACGGCAGCCGCUGCACGCGCCGUUCAUCCCCUCUCUCCCCGCUGCGACGUGUGGGGUCGUGCAGCAGGAGAAGACGGCGACAGCAGCAGCAGCAGCAGCAGGGCAGUCAACAGCCACUCCUGCAGCGGGAGUCUGCGGCGCAGUUGCUUCCUUAGGGGCCUCUGGAGCAGCAGGAACGACGCCAGCAGCAGCAACAACGCCAGCAGCAGCAACAACACCAGCAGCAGCAACGACGCUGUCGCCUGUCGAGUGCCCCUUAGCAGCAGAUUCCUCAGAACCACCGUCAGAGUCUGGAUUUCCUUCUGCUUGCGCAACAGGCGCUUCUCCCGCUGCGACUGCCACUGCCUCAACAGGCGCAGCAGCAGACGUGCUGCUGCUGGCUUACGGAGGCUCUCUAGAUCUGGCGAACGGCAGCAAGCAGCAGCAGCAGCAGCAACACUCGGCACAAGCAGUAGCAGCUGCCCCAGUGUCAACUACAACAGUUUCGCCCAGUGCUGUGCAAAAGGGAGCCUCGUGUGUGGCGUUUGCUCCCCUUGGCAGCAAUCACAGCAACGCCGCACCCUUAGAUCUCCAACAAUCAGUAGCACAAGCGCAAGCACAAGUUCAAGCAGCACAAGCGCAAGCAGCUGUCUGUGCAGCUUCCGCUGCGGGGGCGUCUUCUGUGACGGCUACGACGUCGGCGACUUCGAAAGGGCAGCCAGCAGGUGCAAAGAAACGCUGGAAAAGUGGUCAUCAGAAGCGAGUUGAGCGCCGUCUUCGAGAGGAGCUCGCCAGACGACAGCGACUGCUGGCUGCUGCAACGGCAGCUGCCGAGUUAGGAGAAGGGGGAGACGGCGCGCGGCAGCAGCCCUCUCAGUCUCACCAGUCUCAGCAUCAGCAGGCGCAGUCUCAUCAGCAGGCGCAGUCUCAUCAGCAGCGCUGCUCGCUCGGGGGAUACGGCGUCUUGCCAUCAAGUUUAGCUAUUUCCUGCUGCAGCAACGCUGCUUCUCCAGGAUCUUCGCCUCCUCGUGCGGCUGCUGCGGGAGUGACAGCGGGGUGGCUUCCUUCGCAGCAGCAGCAGCAGUCUGCCGCGCAGUGCGGAGGAGGAGAAAACGCUGCUGCUGCGGCGGCUGCUGCUGCGCUGCUCGCUGCGCUGCCGCUUGGCGGGGCAGUUCCGCCGCUUCCAGGAGCAGCAGCAGCAGCAGCAGCAGCAGCAGCAGCAGCAGGAGCAGCAGGAGCAGCAGCAGCUCCCUCGGGGACUGCUGCCACUGCCACUCCUGCGUCGCGUUCGAAGAGGGUGCAGAGGCGGGAGGCUCAACAACAAGGCUGUCUGGCAACAGUAGGAGAGGGCAUCCAGCAGCAGCAGCAGCUCGCGAAGGGUCAGGCAGCAGCGGCAGCAGCAGCAGCAGCAGCAGCAGGUUACCCGCCUCCACAAGCGGGCACGACGAGCGCUGCCUUCAAUCCGCUGGAUAUCUCGAGCAGCAAUUCCCAAGUUUUACAGCUGCUGCAUUCCCUCGCUGUGACGCGCUCGGCAGUGGCGAACGAGAAGGGUGGCUUUCUGCUCGCGCCAAAGUUGGAAGAAGCCGCAGCAGCAGCAGCAGCAGCAGCAGCAGCCGCAGAGGCAGGAGACGCCGCAGCAGCGGCCUUAGCGCAGGGGGCGGAGGCUGCAGCAGCGGCAGUACGCGCGCAGGACGGAGCAGCAGCAGCAGCAGCAGCAGCAGCAGCGGCAGACGCAAUUCAGAACGCUGCAGCUGCCUUGCGCUGCAGCAGCGGGGAGGCGGCACUGGCAUCCUCGGCAGCAACGGCAGCAGCCGCAGCAGCAGCAGCAGCAGCAGCUCCUGUUUCGCUCGCUUCUCUCUGUGUCGGUGCAGCGGCAGCAACGGCAGAGGGCAGCUGCAAUUCUCCGCAGCGGGCGAAGCGGCAGCGGAGCGGCGCUGGAGGAGGAAGCAGCGGCGGAGCAGCGCUGGAGCAGCAACAGCAGCAGCAGCAGCAGUUGCAGCAGCAGGUGCAGCUGUUGCAGCAGCAGCAGGACGGGCAGCAGUUUUUCGGAGGGGUCGACGCGGAGGCUGCAGAAGCUGCUUUGCAGGCUGCAGCGACUGCAGCAACGGCAGCAGAAGCAGCAGCCACUGCUGCGGAAUCUGCAGCAGCUGCUGCCUUGCAGGCAGCAAGUGCAGCAGCAGCUGCGGCACAAACGGCGGCGUCAGUGGCUUUCUGUCUUGCCGCAGCAGCGGAGCAAGCGCCUACAGGGGGUGCUACUGCAGCAGCAUCCAUUGCGCCUCCCUCAGUUAAGAAACAGCGGCCUUCCUCCCUUUCCUGCGCUGCAGGUUCCCCUGCGAUAACAGACUGUUAG